GAGAUCUUCAACAAUAAAACUCUUAGCACUAUUGAAAUCUCUGAUCUGGUGAAAGUCAGGCUUGUUUGGUAAGUUAGGGCCUUUCAAAGAGUUUGGCAACAUUUCCAUUGAUCAACUCUUGCCCUCUCUUGAUGUGGGGCACGGCGAGAGUAUGCACACCAUUGGAUACAAAUCUAAUGUUUGGCUUGCUCCAUCUUUUGGUGAAAUCAAGUUUAAUAUUGAUGCCUCUGCUUUGGGGAAGCUGGGACUGACCAUGGUUGGUGGUGUCUUAAGGAAUGCCCAAGGUUUCAUGAAAUGUAUGUUCUCCACGAUUGUGGGGGUUAUGGAUCUUAAUCAAGCCGAGCUGCUUGCGAUCAAUGAGCCAUCACUAUCUUGGCUGUUGACAACUGGGUUAGGGACCAUAUUAUUACUGUGGAAAGUGACUCCUUUGUGGUUAGGUUGGAUCAAGAAUAAUUCCAUCCUGUGGAGACUCAACUCAGUUGCCAAUUCGAUUGUCAAUGGAUGUGGCCAAGUAGAAUCAGGUCCAUUUCAUCCACACCAACCGUGAGAGGAAUUUCUCGCUGACUCGUUGGCCAGACAAACAGAGCAAAAAGGACGCUCCUUUCCUUGAUUGGCUCUGAUAUGCUCUUCUCCCUGCCUUCUCUGUUUCCGGGUGGUUUGCUGCUGGUUCUGCUGGCUUUCUGCUGCUUUAUCUGUUUUGUGUUCUUGUUCUGUUGUUUUGCUUUUUUCCUGUGCUUCCUGUGCCUUUGGUUGUUCUGUGUCUUUGUGGUGUCUGGGUUUAUCGCCCCCUUUUGUGUGGCCUCACUUUACUGGCUUUUCUAUGUUGCUUGGUUUUCUGGUGUUUCUUGCAGAUCUGUUUGGCUCCCUUGGGUCUUUGUUCUUCUGUUACUUCCCUUGUAUCUAAAAAAAAAAGUACGAGAUACAUGCAAUUUUAUAUUUGUUUCUGCAGAUUCAUAUUCUAUACUCAAUGAGACAAACAUUGGGAUGAUGGGUCCUGGAGCCCCAGCACAUGCAGUAGGUCCUACACCUGAAAUUGGAGAACAAUUCCAUGGGGCAUCACUUUAUGGAGCAGACUUAUUUCAUGAAGACGAUAUGUAUUCACAAAUUGAAGAGGAGACCUCUGGAUGGAAUCUUUUGUACCCUCAUAACUUACCAGAGAUAACCAGUGGACGAUUACCAGAGAUAAACAUCAACUCGAAACCUGCCCUCAUCCCUCUAUUUGAGAAGGUCCUGGUUCCUAGCGAUGCUGAUCCUUGCAGAGGAAUGUUGUUCCUACCCAAGCUAUAUUCGGAGAUUUACUUUCCAGAGCUUCCUUUGGGCCAAAAGAUGCCGCUUCUCGUGCAGGACAUUACAGGAGUUAAUUGGCAGUUCGUGUAUGGGGUCUGGUGGAUGAAUGGCCGAAAGAUAUACGUGUUGGAAGGUUUUGAUGGGUACAUGACCUUAAUGGGAUUGAAACCAGGUGAUAAAGUUACGUUUUAUCGGACUGAACCGGAGAAAAAGCUGAUAAUUCGAUUGCAGAAGGCUCCAGAUAAUAAAUGAAGUAGAAGAGGGUGAUGUGGUGCUGAGAAUGUUGCCGUGGAUGCUGCUGGAGCUCUUUGUGGAUAUUCUGUUCUUAUCAGUUUGUGUUAUUGAAGCCUGCUGCUCUGUGCCUCAGAAUUUCUUUUUAAUUUUCGGUUUUCUCUCAUUUAUUGGUCAAACUAUAACGGUUAAUUAAUCUCUGAGUCCUGAAGUUCCCUGGGAUUUCAUGGAUAAUAAUCAGUUGCGUUUUCCUUAAGGAUAACCUUUGAGAAACAAAGGGAUGAUACUUGAUUCCAAUGUUGUUGCUGGAUUCUUUCCAUAAAUCUUUCAUUUUUAAUAAUUCUGCCCCAAUUGGAAAUAACUCCAGUCCUCAAGGACUUCGAGCGCAUCUGCACGCACACCUCUAUUUUGUGUGGUGGGCAGUUGGCAAAUUUCGAGAGAUCAUCUUGUUAGGUGGAACUUCUGCUGUCUUCCAAGGAAGAAUUGGGCCUUGAUCUUGGGAAUCUAGUGUCUAAAUUCUGUCUUUGGUCAAUCGGCUUGACUUUUUUUUUUUUUGUAGAAUUAACCUCUUUAUAACCCAUGGUAAUAAAGAUCAAAUUUAGGUCUCUAUAUUGGGAUCUUACAACGGACAGUUUGAAGGGAGAUGAAGACCAAAUAAGAGAGAACUAUUCAAUCUUUGCGAGAAUUUAUUAAGAGAUUUAAUAUAUCUGAAUUCAGUGAGAAAUUCAUACUUUUUACAGACAAAUUCUCAUUAUAUUUUCUUCAUCAAAAUUGCUCAUCUGUGCACUGUCCUGAUAAGAUCAGUUUAUAAAGCUACUCUCCUAAGUAAUUGGCAACCUCCAAUAUCUUUGUAGGUCU
Molecule: messenger RNA, 2376 nt
Organism: Carica papaya (papaya)
Lineage: Eukaryota; Viridiplantae; Streptophyta; Magnoliopsida; Brassicales; Caricaceae
Source: RefSeq, a predicted model, not a curated record